AUGGAUGAACGGUCUGAUUGGCGGGGUAGCGACCCCCAAGCCCCUACCCAUCACUUUGCCGCACCUUUCCAACACAGUACCCACGGGAACGAACUAGCCCAGAAUACCAACUCAGCCACACUUGCAGCCCUCCAAGCAAUGGAAAGUGUCAUAGUAGGUAACGUCAAAGAGGAAGACAGACUUGCAACACGGCGGUUUCAAGCGAGUCAAUACUUGCACAUAUCAUCUCCACGUAAUCCUACCGAAAUAUACGAAUUGAACGAGACCGGGGGCCUGCAUUCGAGCUUGGCCGGGGAUCUCCAUCUAGGGCCAAUUCCGACUCUUCUUCCGCAACAUACGGAGGCUGCCACGACGCAGAGACAGAACCAGGCUAUAUUUAACUUCUUGAGCAGAGGCACAGAUCCGAAACACAUUCUUGAUUAUGUUGAGAACUUCCGAAUCAUGCUACUUUCAGGGAACUUCCAUGACCUUGCCAUCAUGGCUGAGAUACCAUCGGAGGAACUCGCUAAGAGGGUUGAGGAUGUCGUCAGUCACUCAAACCCUACAACCGUCGUGGACCCCCCAAAGAUCAAGCGCGAACCUCCCGACGAAAAGCCUAACCAUCCCCCCACACAUGCGGACGGAAGCCAAAAGAGUAAGAGAGCAAAGCUCAGGGAUGCAACGAACAAGAAGCCGCAACCCCCUGUCUACGGAUGCUUAGGCAAUGGAGGCAAGUGUCAGGAGCGAAAACACAGAUAUUGGAGGUCGAAGAAAGAGUUCCGGACACACUUCGAGACCCACCUAGAAGAUUACGAUACGCCUGAGGGCUUUAAAUGCCCAGCUUGUGAGAAGAGGAUGCUAUCGCCUGGCAUCGUCUCUAUCACCACCACAUCAUUCUCCCAUGGUCGAGAUCUGGCAAUGCAUGUGUGGUUCGAGCACAUGGUCCCCUCGACCACAUCGAAGCAACCCCAGGAUACUUCACUGGUGGCGAAAGGCGAACCACGAGAAGGCUCAACUGCCAGACAGGAUGAGCCCCGCGACCUCGAGCUAGGAAGUCACUUCCAGAACACCAUCGAGAUGGAGGAAAAUGGCGAUGAACCCUGGGAGUGUCCAGACACUCAACAUGGCCAACCUGGUGUCAGCGAGCUCAACCUAUGGUCUGUCAACGACAGUACAUACAGCGCCGAUGCUGCAUCUCGUACUUGA
Alternaria rosae is the source of this 1185-nucleotide messenger RNA. RefSeq lists its product as uncharacterized. The record is from RefSeq and is a predicted model, not a curated record. Lineage: Eukaryota; Fungi; Ascomycota; Dothideomycetes; Pleosporales; Pleosporaceae. The coding region runs from base 1 to 1185 and encodes 394 amino acids. The transcript is spliced from 2 exons.